AUGUUGUACAUAAACGGCACAAUCGUUACGAUUAACGAAAAUAGAGAUAUCAUCAAAGAAGGCGCAAUUUGUGUUCAAGGAAACUCAAUUGUUGAUAUCGGAAAAGUUGCCCUUCUUACCGAAAAGUACCCAGAGGAAGAAGUUACCGAUCUCACUGGGCGGGUCAUAUUCCCGGGCCUAAUAUCAACUCACAUGCAUAUAGCCCAGACACUUUUACGAGGAGCAGCAGAUGAUCUCGAGUUAAUUGGAUGGCUUUGUGAUCGUAUCUGGGUCCUCCAAGGCAACUUCAGUGCUGAGGACGGAGAAGUUGCUGCUAGGCUUUCGAUUGCUGAGAUGUUGAAAUCCGGAACAACAUGUUUUCUAGAGAGCAUGUUCGCGGAUAGAUAUGGAUUCGAUGGCCUUGCAAAAACUGUUGAGGAAAGCGGGAUCCGAGGAUGUCUUGGCAAGAUCGUAAUGGAUGUCGGGAAAUAUGCAACAGAAGAGAAGAAAAUGAUGCAUCCUGGCCUCGUUGAAACCCGUGAGCAGAGCCUCUUGGGAGCAAUUGAGAUGUACGAGAAGUGGGACAGCAAGGCGGAUGGCCGAAUUAAGGUUUGGUUCGGCGCAAGGACUCCACCUGGUGUGUCCGACGAUCUUCUUAAAGAGAUGUCCGAAGCCUCUAAAUCCAAGGGUAUCCCGAUCACAAUGCACUGUGCCGAAGUUCGGGCGGAUCGAGAAUUCUACGCUUCUGUCGGUCACACACCAAUGACGUACUGUCAAUCAGUCGGCCUCUUGGGCGAAAAAACCGUUCUCGUUCACAUGGUCCACCUGGACGACAAUGAUAUCCAACUUCUUCGCGAAACAGGGACCCACGUGGCACAUUGUCCUACGUCCAACUCCAAGCUUGCCUCCGGAUUUGCUCGGGUUCCGGAAUUGCUCGACGCUAAGGUUAAUGUGGGUUUAGGGACCGAUGGUGCCCCUUGUAACAACUCGAAUGACAUGCUUCAAGAAAUGAAACUUGCGGCUAUCAUUCAUAAGGCUACACACUAUGACCCAACGGUUGUACCAGCGGAGACCGUUAUGGAGAUGGCGACAAUCAAUGGGGCAAAAGCUCUAGGGUUAGACAAAGAGAUUGGGUCGCUUGAAGUUGGUAAAAAAGCAGAUUUCGUGGCUAUAGAUCUCAGGCAGCUGCAUCUGACCCCUUCCUUCGAUCCGAUUAGUACAAUUGUGUAUACAGCUACGGGGCGAGAUGUCGAGAUGGUCGUCGUGGACGGGAAGGUUUUGGUCAAAGACGGGAAACUGAUGACGAUGGAUGAAAGAAAGAUCAUACAACAAGCGACAAAGCAUGCCCAGCAGAUAGUAGAAAGAGCCGGAUUGAAGCAGGUUAUCAAAGGCCGGUGGCCAACUUUGUAA
This is a messenger RNA of Orbilia oligospora ATCC 24927, 1389 nucleotides long. RefSeq lists its product as uncharacterized. Lineage: Eukaryota; Fungi; Ascomycota; Orbiliomycetes; Orbiliales; Orbiliaceae. The coding region runs from base 1 to 1389 and encodes 462 amino acids. The record is from RefSeq and is a predicted model, not a curated record. Gene Ontology annotation, molecular function: hydrolase activity, acting on carbon-nitrogen (but not peptide) bonds. The transcript has 3 exons.